Thermothelomyces thermophilus ATCC 42464 is the source of this 2302-nucleotide messenger RNA. RefSeq lists its product as uncharacterized. The record is from RefSeq and is a predicted model, not a curated record. The transcript is spliced from 4 exons. Gene Ontology annotation, cellular component: nucleus. Lineage: Eukaryota; Fungi; Ascomycota; Sordariomycetes; Sordariales; Chaetomiaceae. The coding region runs from base 87 to 2135 and encodes 682 amino acids.
UGAGAGACCGCCGUCAAUCGCCGCUGGCAGGCCCCCAUCGCAUCCGAGGCUAGGCAGCAUUUAGUUACCCACAGUGGCCCAUCGCCAUGCCGUCCCGGUCUUGGACCCAGUGGUUUAAUUCCAAAGCGGACCCCGAAGCAGCGGAGCCUGCUGGGACCCAUUGUAAUAAGAACUCGACCCGUAACCAUACGUCGCCUACCCACAGCGAUUCGCCUUCCCCUCUCGACCACUCGCCGCGCUCGCCCUCUCCAACGCCUCAACCGGCCACUCCUUGCUUGGCUGUGCUUGGCCACACUGUUACAUCUCAGCAGGUUGCCUUUGCGGGCCCGGCCCAGAAAUAUCCACCGCGUGCUUCGUCUCCCGCCAUUGCCGGCGGCCAGGACGAUUUCGACUACUCUUACACCACCGGUCGCAUCACCAACAUCGCUGACGCUGCCGAUACCGAUCUCGCCCUCGACAUCGACACCAAAGACGUAGACAUGACGACCGGCCCCGAUUUCGGCUCGGCCACUGGCCGCAGCCGUCAGGACUCAUUCGUCAGCGCCGGUGCGAAGCCCAUCUCCAUGACCAAUCCGAAUCGCGAACACGCAAAUCGCGCUCGCCGCGAGAGUCUAGCUGGGAGCCUGAUGGGAGGCAUGAGUUGGGGCGGUAUCUCAGUCGGCAGUUUCAUCCGUGAAGACAUGAUGAUGACGGGAACCUCACCGUACAUCAAUAACCAAUCCUCGUCUUUUCAAUCUUCCUCGUAUAUUCCUAGGCUAGAGGCAAGCUUCAUGCGCGACUUCACAUGUUGCGACCAGCGGUGGCCGACGCUGCACGACCUCCUCCAGCACUACGAGGAACAUCACCACCCGACUACGACGCCCAACACCUCAAAAGAUGCCUUCGGUGCGACCCAACCAAAUUCUCGCGCUACAAGCCGCGCGGGCUCCGUCGCGCCUUCCGCAGGCAGGACACAGCAGGCUUCGCAAUCGUUACAUGGUUUUCCGCAGCAGCGGCAGGCUGGUUCCGGCAUGGGCGUCGGCGGGAUCGGGCAGAUGAUGCGCCAGCAGCAGCAACAGCAAAAACAACAACAAGCGACGGGGUCCUCCCAGAAAGCCAACGCCUUGUCGUCUCACAUGAACGACGAGAUGGAUACGGUCGGCGACAUGGAAAUGGACGAAACGGUUGGCCCAAUGGACAUGGACGACAACACGCGCACCAUUCAAGCGACCCGCGAGCUUUUCGGUCAACAACAGAGGCCCCAGCUGCACCUGAAUAGUUCCGGUCUUCCUCACCAAGCACUCCGCACCUCCCAGCCCCCCACACCAGCUGCCGUCAGCUUCGGGUUCCAGAACAACCCGACCGUCUCGUCGGUCAACACACCGACCUUGACGACACAGCAGCAGGGAGUGCCGCAACGCGGACAACAGUUUGGGCAGGAUGGGAACGGUGACGAGGACGAAGAGAUUGCCGGCAUGCCUAUGAAGAUGAAUCUUGGCAACAUGAACUUGGGCGGCUCGCAACUCGGAGGGUUAGCGUUCGGCGCCUUGGGCACGAUCGACGAUCCCGCCAAGCGUCUGUAUAGUCCCGGGGGCACAAAUCAGAUGACUAGCCAACAGCGAGCCUUGGACCAACAGAUGCAGUUGCAACAACAGUUGCAGCAGCACCUGCAAGCCAUGAACCUUGACCUCAGCCAGUUCCCGCCCGGCACCGAUCCUGCCCUCAUCCUGCAGCAGAUGACGGCUCUAAUGAUGCCGCCUGCCGAGGAGCACAAGCCCUUCAGGUGUCCCGUUAUCGGGUGCGAAAAGGCGUACAAGAACCAGAAUGGAUUGAAGUAUCACAAGACCCAUGGGCAUUCAACUCAGCAGCUGCAUGAGAACGGCGAUGGUACCUUCUCUAUCGUCAACCCAGAGACUAGUACUCCUUACCCGGGGACGUUGGGGAUGGAGAAGGAGAAGCCCUUCAAGUGCGAAGUUUGCGGAAAGCGCUACAAGAAUCUGAACGGCUUGAAAUAUCACAAACAACAUUCGCCCAUGUGCGAUCCCGACAUAAGGGCGCAUCAUCAGUCGAUCCUGACGUCGAUGAUGCAGAACCCCGCCGCUUUUCUCGCGCUCCAACAAGGCUUGCCCAACAUCAACGAGGAUGCGAUGCUCUAGCAGGGCGAUCAAUGCCCAGCAUAACAGUCUUCUCCAGGCGUUGCGCGCUCCUGGCCGGACUGCCGUCGGGAUGCCGUUACAUGGCAUCCGAACCAAAACAAACCUGCCAAAACAAACCCGCCUCCUUCACCCGCGAACACGAGACCCGCAUUUGCAACAUAUAGUUC